Molecule: messenger RNA, 1969 nt
Organism: Heterocephalus glaber (naked mole-rat)
Lineage: Eukaryota; Metazoa; Chordata; Mammalia; Rodentia; Bathyergidae
Gene: Gprc5d
Product: G protein-coupled receptor class C group 5 member D
Biological process (GO): G protein-coupled receptor signaling pathway
Cellular component (GO): extracellular exosome; plasma membrane; intracellular membrane-bounded organelle
Molecular function (GO): G protein-coupled receptor activity; protein kinase activator activity
Source: RefSeq, a predicted model, not a curated record
UACUGGAAUUACAGGCAUAUGCGUACCACCACAUCUAGUCCAUUGACCAUUUGAAUGCUAAUAAUAGACAAAAUUGCCUUUCCAAUGGUCCAGUGAAAUUCUUGUUAGUUUGUAAAAUGGAUGCUGUGUUGAAUCUUACAAUUAAACGAAGAUGUAGGGAAGUCUCCGGAAAUGGCGUUUUUAGGAAGUAGGUCAGAAGACGGAUGAAGUGUCCCUCUCUGAGCCCAAACAGGCCUCGUGUUGCUUCCUGAAUGCACUGAAAUAUAUGAGGAGGACACAGAUGUCCCUACAUUCCCACCCCUUGAGGACCUCCUGGAAACCAAGGUCCCUCUGGUCAGCAGAAGAAUGAAAAAUAAUGGUUCUCACCAAAGAAAUCUGAGUGGAUAAACUGCUGUGAAACUGGAAUAGGUGUGUCUUUCUGUCCUUCCGGUUCUUUUUAUAGGCACUGCAGGAACCUGAGUGAGGGCCUACAGCUCUUCCGCCCAUUUGGGGAGAGAUUAAAGAAGCUGAGGUUGUCUCCUUCUUACUCAUUUGCAGUUAAAGCCUCACCACCACUACAGCCUCAGCUUCCAGAGCGGACAGACACAGAGGAGGGUGCAGGAAGACCAUUCCCGUGAGGGCCACCUAGAAGUCACCAUGUACGAUGAUUGCAUGGAGCCCACCAAAGACUAUUAUCUCUUCUGUGACAAUGAGGGCGCGUGGGGCAUUGUCCUGGAGUCCUUGGCAGCGAUUGGCAUAGUGGUGACAAUUCUGCUGCUCUUAGCCUUUCUGUUCCUUAUGCGGAAAGUCCAAGACUGCAGCCAGUGGAACGUCCUCCCCACCCAGUUCCUCUUCCUGCUGGGUGUGCUGGGGCUCUUUGGACUUGCUUUUGCCUUUAUCAUCCAAUUCAAUGAACAAACUGCCCCUGUGCGCUACUUUCUCUUUGGGGUUCUCUUUGCUCUCUGUUUCUCCUGCCUCCUGGCUCAUGCCUCCAACUUGGUGAAACUGGUCCGAGGUGGAGUCUCCUUCUCUUGGACAACAAUCCUGUGCAUUGCUGUUGGGGUCAGUCUGCUGCAGACGAUUAUUGCCAUCGAGUAUGUGACACUCAUGAUGACCCGAGGCAUGAUGUUUGUGCACAUGACACCCUAUCAGCUCAAUGUGGACUUUGUUGUGCUCUUGGUCUACGUCCUCCUCCUGAUGGCCCUCACGUUCUUCGUUUCCAAAGCCACUUUCUGUGGCCCAUGUGAGAACUGGAAGCAACAUGGAAGGCUCAUCUUUGUCACUGUGCUCCUCUCCAUCAUUAUCUGGGUGGUGUGGAUCUCCAUGCUCAUGAGAGGCAACCCACAGCUCCAGCAGCAGCCCCAGUGGGACGACGCAGUCAUCUGCAUUGGCCUGGUCACCAAUGCGUGGGUUUUCCUGCUGCUGUACAUCAUUCCUGAGCUCUGCAUUCUCUACAGAUCGUGUAGGCAGGACUGCCCUCCACAAGGCGAUGCCUGUGGUAUGGUCCCAGUCUACCAGCGCACCUUCUGCACGGAGAACCAGGAGCUCUCCAGAGCCCGAGACAGUGACGGAGCUGAGGAGGAUGUAGCAUUAACUUCCUAUGGUACUCCCAUUCAGCUGCAGACUGUUGAUACCACACAGGAGUAUCUCAUCCCACGGGCGACUCUAAGCCCCCAGCAAGAUGCAGGAUUAUAAUAUCCGUAGGAAACACGAACCGUGGAAAUCCAAGCACACGUCCUGAUCAAGGUGACUGGGGAAGGCUCCUGGAGAGCUCGCAAGUCACACUAGCAACGGGGCCUCUGCUGGCCCUCCUCCUCUGACUCCUAGCGCUUCCCAUCCUCCAGGACCCUCCAUCCAACAACUACCCUUCCCUGCAGAAUUACACUCUUACUGGCCCCUGCAUUGUCUGUGUGUCUCUUUCUUCACGUCUGAAGGGCUGCACUAGCCCUUUCCCAGCAAACCUGGAAAGAAUUGGUGCCACGUAUUCAUG